GCAUGCGUCCCGAAAAGCUCACGGGACGAACGUAGAGGACGUACGCGGAGCAGUGCGCCGGGGAGCGAAAAGGAAGGAACGAGCGGCGAGAAAGUAAGAGCGAUCCCCGCGCAGAAAAUUAAGCAGAAGACAGUGGCAGCCAUUUUUCCUGACAUUGCCGUUCCUGCGGCUCGUGGUGCUAAUUGCCGUCGUCGAUUCACGGCUGGUCUCUGGAGCUGAUCGGGGACAGCGAGGGGACGGUGUUGUAGACGGUCGAACGGGGUGUUAUUGUGCGCACCGAGAUUAAAACGGCGCGAGAUAACGAUAAGAGAAUUCAGACGUCAAUGGUACGGCGUGGCUCGGAGUGACGAGUGCGUGUGUAAACGAUCGCAGAGAGUAGUGGGGCUCGCGAUCGUAGUUGGCUGAGUGGACAGCCGAAAAGGAGGAGCUGCCGACAACGGGAAGGGUGUUACAGGAGGCGACAGCAACGGCGACGGUGACGACAACGACGACCACGACGGAAACGACGACGGCCACGAUACGACAACGGCAACGAUCGCGGAAACGGAGCUACGGCAGCCCAGCCUAGGCGUCCUUAUUUUGCGGUUUCUUCCCUAGAAACCCUCUGCGAACGGGGAAUCGUUAGUAUUGCACAGUGCACACAGUCACGCGCCACCGCGUACAUCAGCGCCACGAGAUGGAGAGGCGAGCUGCUUUUGUGCUGCUGGGGAUGCUAUAUUUAGCGGGCACCCUCGUCACGGUCCAGGCAGUAACCUACAAGGGGGUGCCGGACAUACACGAGGGCCAGGCGUGGUCGAUCGAGUGCAGCGGCCUGAAGCCGGACGAUCUGAUCAGAUGGACCAGAAACGGGCAGUCGCUCGAGCCGGAGUUGGCCAGCGGUCAGCUGGUCGUCGAAUCGCCGGUGGGGACCGGAAGCAGCACGCUCCGGGCGAUCUACGCCACCGACAGCCACGACGGGGACUACAAAUGCACCCCCGACAGCAACGAAGCCUUCCACCUCUGGAUGUACUUUGAUAUCAAGAUUAAAGUAUUAACCAACAAGGACAUACCUAUGACGCUGGAGUGCGCGAAUAAAACCGCUGGUUCGAAGGCGAAUUGGAUGAAGGAAAACGUGCCGAUAUACACGGCCCUGGCUGGCAACGACGACCUCUUCAAGAUCGACAACGAAACCGGCAAUCUGGAGCUCCUGAAGAACAAUGACGUCUUGCUUGGAAAUUAUACUUGCAAAGUACAGAAUACCUCCACGGAGUAUAGGAUCGUGCCAAAGCCCACGGCACACUUGACCGAGUCUAUCAGCGUGGUGGAAGGAGAGAAGCUGCAUUUAGUGUGUACCGGUAGGCACAGUCCUGGUAUCAAAGUGGCAUGGACGUUCGGGAACCAGGACUACAAGCGCAGUGAAGGUCGCGUUAAGAUCGGACGGGACGCAGAGAGGGGAAUCUACGGGACCGUACUGAUUGUCGACAACAUUGAGAUGAGCGAUCGUGGCAACGUUUUCUGUAAAGUGUCAUACAAUUGGUCCGAUACCGCUGAGAAUCACGUCGCAGAGGCCCAAACAUUCCUCAGGGUCAAAGACAAGCUCGCCGCACUCUGGCCCUUCCUAGGCAUUUGCGCGGAGGUCAUUGUUCUGUGCACUAUCAUUCUAGUUUACGAGAAGAAACGAAACAAGGCUGAACUCGAGGAAUCCGACACCGAUCAGAGUCCCGAUACCAAACCAACGCCCAACAAGGACUCCGACGUCAGACAGAGAAAGUGAAACGGCGGACAAUAAGCGGCGAACGAACGAGAGCGAUGCAGGAUAGCAGAACGGAUAUGGGGAACGAUCGUGGGCAUCCUUUUGCCGGAGUGACAAUAUAGAUGAUAACUGUACAGAGAUAAAACGUGUGAGAAAGAGAGAGUUUGCGAGAGAGAGAGAGAGAGGAAAGAAAGGAAGAGAGAGAGCGAGAGAGAGAGAAAGCGCGAAAGAGCGGAAGGGAGAGGGACAGCGGGAUGAGAAAAAAUAAGU
Molecule: messenger RNA, 2002 nt
Organism: Nomia melanderi (Alkali bee)
Lineage: Eukaryota; Metazoa; Arthropoda; Insecta; Hymenoptera; Halictidae
Gene: Bsg
Product: immunoglobulin domain-containing protein Bsg
Biological process (GO): cell-cell adhesion
Cellular component (GO): plasma membrane; cell-cell junction
Molecular function (GO): cell adhesion molecule binding
Source: RefSeq, a predicted model, not a curated record